Molecule: messenger RNA, 2045 nt
Organism: Papilio xuthus (Asian swallowtail)
Lineage: Eukaryota; Metazoa; Arthropoda; Insecta; Lepidoptera; Papilionidae
Gene: UGT48C1
Product: UDP-glycosyltransferase UGT48C1
Exons: 8
Coding region: 68-1681 (537 amino acids)
Molecular function (GO): UDP-glycosyltransferase activity
Source: RefSeq, a predicted model, not a curated record
UUCUCAUAUCAAUACAUGACAAGACAAGAUAUUACACGAUACACUGUCAUUGAACGUUCUGUGCACCAUGAAAUUGCUGGUGUUUCUGGUGUCUCUGGUGUCGCUGAGCGCGACAGCAGCAGCGGUGGCGGCGGCUGAGCAGGGGCACAUGCCCGGCGCGCAGAGCCGCGGCCGCGUGCUGCUCGUGUUCCCCGUACCCGGCAAGAGUCAUAGUAUACUGGGAAAUUCAAUUGCCGACAUCUUGAUUGAUGAUGGCUAUGAGGUGACAUACGUGACUCCGUUCCCCGCGCAGUCCAACCGCACCGGCCUCACCGUGGCCGACAUCAGCUCCAUACUGGUAGACGACCGGGAUUCCAACCAUUUGGACAUUGCAAGUCUGAUCGAAAAUCCAAAACCUAGUCAUUGGGUGCUGACAGUGGGGCACAUAUUUGCAAAGCAGGCUCUCCACCACGCUGCGCUGCAGGAGCUGCUCAACGACGAUAAAGUCACCUUUGACCUGGUCAUCGCCGACUGGUUCUACUCGGGACUUCUCGCACCGCUAGCGGCGGUGUUCGACUGCCCCUUGGUGUGGUACUCGAGCGGGGACGUGUCUUGGCAGUCGCUACGUUACGUACACGAGACCAGCAGUCCAGCGUUGGCUGUUGACCCGCAGGCCCGGCACGCGCCCGUCGCACCACUGAACACCGGGGAUAAGCUGCGCCAGAUGCUCCUGCAACUCUACCUCACCGGGUGGACGCACUACUACACGAGUCACGUAGACGCGGUGGUGUACCGCGAGGUUUACAGCGCGCCACUGCUGCUUCGCGGCCGCCGCCCGCCGCCGUAUGAGUCUCUAGUCUAUAAUGGCUCGCUGCUGCUAGUCAACUGCCAUCCCCCGGUCGGACACAACCUGCCGCUGCCCGGGAACGUGCAGUACGUCGGCGGACACCACCUCAGCACUGCGCCGAAAGCCUUGCCAAUUGACUUGCAACGUCUACUAGACGAGUCUACGCAUGGGGUGAUAUAUUUUAACUUGGGGUCUAAUGUGAGGAGCAGGGACUUGCCGGCAGCGAUGACUCGCGAUCUGUUGGCGGUGCUUAGCCGGCUGCGGCAGACGGUGCUGUGGAAGUUUGAGGAGCGGCUGGAGAAUGUGCCCGGUAACGUGCACCUGUUGGACUGGGCACCGCAGGAGGCCAUCUUAGCGCACCCAAACAUGUUGGUGUUCAUCUCGCACGCGGGGUUGCUAUCAGUGAUGGAGGCGACGCAGCACGGCGUGCCGUUGCUCGGUCUGCCCAUCUUCGGCGACCAGUUCGUCAACAUUGACCUGGUCGUACAGCGCGGUUACGGACUCAGGGUCGACUUCUCCGACAACCUACCGGCGAGACUGCAGGAAGCGCUGCGUGAAAUACUCAAUAACCCUAGUUACCGAGAGAACGCUAAGCAGGCGUCGCAAGUGUUCCGCGAGCGGCUGGCGGGACCGCACCAGGCGCUGUCGCAUUGGGUCCGGCUAGUGACGCGCACACGCGGCGCUCCGCAUCUGCAGCCGCCUGCGCGCCACAUGUCCACUUUCGUUUGGCUGCACCUCGACAUCCUUCUCGUGUUCGCCACCAUUGGCUGGUUCUUGUCGAAGGUCGCCAAAGUCAUCAAAGUUCAUUUGAAAGAUUCACAGCCAACGGAUGAUUCGACAAAAAAGAAUGAGUGACAUUUGUUUAGGAAUUGCUAUAAAUUUAAAAAGACAACACAAGAUUUGUGUUUUCUGCUUUAAUUAAUUCUAGAAGACUUUUUUUGCGCUGCACAAAGCAUGGCGGAACCGUCACAUCGAAUCAGAAGCAAGGUUGGAAUAAAUAAUGUUUUGAUAAUAAGUAGCCAUGACAAUAUUUAAAAGGUUUAAUAAUUUAAUGACAAGUUGAAUUAUCGAUGAAUGUUUGUCUUUAAUUUUCACUAUGUCACGUCACAUUGUCACCCAGCUUGUUUUGCCUCGAAUCAAAAAUCAUCAUUAGCAGUGCUACUGUUUUAUUGUACUUUGCAACUUAAAAUGUAAUUAAAAACAGUAUUUUACUCUAAUA